AUGGCCUCUACUGGCACAUCCCAAUCCCUGCGCGACUCGGAACGAGCAGCUCGUACUCGACUUCGCCAGAAUCAGAUACGCGUGUCGAAUAUACUCAAGUUUUACGACAGAAUGCCCUCUCCUCCGAGAUCGUAUCGUUCUUACCAACGGCAUGAGGUCUAUGGACCUUCUGACAUCCCAGCCUGGUUCUGCUCCUCCAUCUGUCUAUCACCGCACUCAGGACUCGGCCAAGAAAAUAGGAGUCUACUGGCUGGAGAGGUUGAGUGUGAGGUGAAGUUAGUCCGUUUGCCGGGCAAGCCCUGCAAAACCUGGGAAGACAUCUUCGUCAAUGAUGACGAUCCAGGUUGGCGCAUCGCGCUGAUGCUCACGGUGGUGUUAUCGCCUGAUUCUGAGGUACUUGUGUGGUGGCGUCACAGCCCUCCUGCUAUUCUCGCCAUCUACGACUCGGCUUGGAAGCCUAAGUAUGAUGACGGACCUUCGUGGUGUCACAUGCUCGACUUUAACGAGCAGACGUCGUUUGUACACACUCGAUUUGGGAUCACCGAGUUGUUCGCGAGGCUAGCGUUGAUGCAUGAUAAUAUUAUAGAGGGUUUAUCACAGAACAUGCUUCUCUGGGCAAAUUCGGUCUCGCUCGUUUGCAGUGCCCAGCGUUAUCUCGCUAACAGCCUUCCUCAAACACCACCACGCCCAUCGGCAGAACUAAUAGAUGAUCACGCUCUGCAUAUCAAUGCGGCCAUCGAAGACAAGCAUAGAGAACGAGACAUAGAGCGACGACUCAGAGAGAAGGGUACGUUGGGCCACACGACGAUCCUCAACUCGGUUGCCGCUGUCGCUAAUUACUGUGGCGUUACUAAGGGUCUAAUUGGCAGUGGGGAUGGAUUCAUAUAUAAGGGGCCUUCUUUCACCCUUUUCCCUACCUCUGUUGCUCUCGACCUCCGUCUAAUCAUAAAUACAGCAUUGGGCAGUCGCACUUCGACAUACCCUUUGAUUUUCUACCCUUUAGCUCUUUCUACAAUCCUGGCUGCACAAGCAUAUACAAGCAUUGGGCAGUCGCACUUCGACAUACCCUUUGCUCUGCCACCCGGAUUACACGAACUGCACCAGCUCCUCGACCUCCAUUGUCACGUACAUACGGACCGAGACCACGCAAUCCCUCACGAGCUGCAAGCCAUGUCUGAUAGGCAGACAUAUCCGGAGUAUACCACCAUGUCGAAGUCGGGGUAA
Molecule: messenger RNA, 1224 nt
Organism: Stereum hirsutum FP-91666 SS1
Lineage: Eukaryota; Fungi; Basidiomycota; Agaricomycetes; Russulales; Stereaceae
Exons: 9
Coding region: 1-1224 (407 amino acids)
Source: RefSeq, a predicted model, not a curated record